UCAACAUCAAAAUCAAAGUCGAAAUCAAAAUCAUAGAAAGUACUCUCACAGGAAUUUCUACAAAAACUUGCAGUGCACAAAACAUUCUGCCAUUAACGUGGGCUGUAUUAGGAGGUCAGACAGAGGGAAUUCCCACGUAUCGACCAAUUGGACUUGGGUAAUUUGGCAGAAGCUCGGCUGUGAAUCUCAAAAAAGGAUAAAUUCAAAGUCUGUCAGUAGAGUCGAUAUUCAAACGAUAUUCAAAAUCGAGAACGCUCAAAAGUUGGUUAAGUCUCUCUCAUCUAUCCUCAACCCUUCUUUCAAGCUGAACCAACAUGGAAAAAGAGGAAAGUGUCGUCAAGAAAUCGAACGAGCAACCCUCGAGGCCAACCGAGUCCCUGACAGACCACACGACGUCGGAGAAUGGUCAUCAUGAUCUAGCGGCACCCCAAGCUCUAUUUCAGAAGCUCAGUAUACUAGACCGCUUGCUCACGCCGGCCAUAUUGGUAUGCAUGGUCGUCGGGGUAGUCAUAGGCGAAUUUGUACCUGGCGUGCAGCAGGCGUUCGAUACUGUCAAAUUCGACAGUGUCUCCGUCCCGAUCGCAAUAGGGCUCAUUGUUAUGAUGUGGCCUAUCCUCACCAAGGUCAAAUAUGAAGCCCUUUCACGAAUAUUGUUGUCCAGACGUUUGUGGAUGCAUAUGGGAAUAAGCAUGAUUCUGAACUGGAUCAUCGGCCCCCUUAUUAUGCUCGGUCUUGCAUGGGCUACGCUCCCCGACCUCCCGACGUACAGGACAGGCGUGAUCCUCGUCGGGCUCGCUCGUUGCAUUGCCAUGGUUAUGGUAUGGAAUCAGUUGGCCGGGGGGGACGGCGAAUACUGCGCAAUUCUUGUCGUUGUUAACUCGGUGCUCCAAAUCAUACUCUACUCACCCUACGCGGUUUUGUUUGUGAACGUCGUUGGACACACCGAGCAGGGUGUUCAUCUCGCAUACGGUUCGGUGGCAAUCUCAGUUCUCAUCUACCUUGGAAUUCCUCUCCUUGCUGGUGUCAUCACACGCUUCACAGUCAUUCGACUGAAGUCGAAGGAAUUCUUUGACAAGACUUUUGCACCACGAUUUUCUCCCCUCUCCCUCAUCGGUCUCCUGUAUACCAUCAUCGUUAUGUUUGCAUACCAAGGACACCACAUUGUACAGAAUCUCGGUCCUGUUUUCCGGGUCUUUGUACCAAUGAUCCUAUAUUUUGUGAUCAUGUGGACGUCAGCCUUUGCGCUUGUGUUCUUUCUCGCUCGCCGAGAAUUUCGCAAAAAGAACACGGACAGUGGUGAUUUCUCGUAUGAGCUGGCAGUGGUGCAGGCUUUCACUGCAGGAAGCAACAAUUUCGAGCUUGCGAUUGCAGUAGCAAUCGCUGUGUAUGGAGUGGGAUCAGAUCAGGCGUUGGCAGCGACCAUUGGGCCAUUAGUAGAGGUUCCUGUCCUUCUUGCACUCACCUGGGUGGCGCAAUAUUUGCGUAUUAAACUACAGUGGGGGCCUCCAGUGCAGCGCAGGAAUGUGAAGGUAUAGGUAUACUUAUGCAUGAAGAUUUCAAGCUAUUCCUGGCCUAUAAAUGGAGAUUACACCCGAUGGGACAGGCGAUCAUUUACCCACCUCUGUUGUGACGGUGUUGUACGACAACGUCAAACGGGCAGUAGCCUACGCAUUUGUCUAUACAAGCGUAAUUUUCUCAAUCUCCAAGACGACUCUCACAGUGGCGGUAGGCCCAGUGACUGAGGAUUCAAAAGAUGAGACGUGUCGUGCCGCCAGAUUCCUUGCUUCGAUUCAUCCAACUUACCGUGACCGGGGUCAGCAUAGUAAACUUGAUGAUGUCGUCCUCAUGCACGAAGUGCUGAGAACCACACUAGUGAUGGUUUGGAUCCUGUCUGCCGUUCUCUCCUCAGAGUCGG
Molecule: messenger RNA, 1915 nt
Organism: Suillus subalutaceus
Lineage: Eukaryota; Fungi; Basidiomycota; Agaricomycetes; Boletales; Suillaceae
Product: sodium bile acid symporter family-domain-containing protein
Exons: 6
Coding region: 315-1535 (406 amino acids)
Biological process (GO): arsenite transport; antimonite transmembrane transport
Cellular component (GO): plasma membrane
Molecular function (GO): antimonite transmembrane transporter activity; antiporter activity; arsenite transmembrane transporter activity
Source: RefSeq, a predicted model, not a curated record